CUAGGGCGUGAGGAAUGGGCUUUACGAACAUCGGUCCUCGUCACCAACAUCCAACAGCGGCAUUCGGGAAAAGGUGUGUUUCCGGAGCGGCGGCUGCUUCGUCUGACGACGAUGUGUGGGAUUCCGAGCAGCGGCGAGCUGGCGGGCCACUUGGCCGUGCUUGUGCUGACAGUCGCCUGGCUCGCCCUGACCGGCCUGAAGGUCGCCGAGUACAUGAGUGAGCCGACCGCCACCAGAAACGUGUGGAAGAAAGUCAUCUACCUGCCGCCGUUCACCGUGUGCCCUGCCUUGCGCUUGCCAUACGUGCUGGAUGCUAACGUCACGGACGCUGUCGGCGAGGGCGCCACGCUGGAGGAUUUCUAUGACCAACUGGGACUGGACCCACUGGACUUUCUCGCGGGGCUAAGCGCAUCGCAAGGGCGCUCCUAUGAGUCAUGCGACUCAGGGGGAGACUGCGUUAACUUUACGAAAUCGUUUGAUUAUGAUGUCGGAGGGAUGUGUCUCACCUCAAAGGCUGCAUCAUCUGGCUUUCAUUUUAAUUUGGUCCACAAUUUAGCUUACGCAUAUGGUAUUUCCGACUAUAUAUUGACUUUCGACAUCAUACUUCAUGGUCAGCCUGAUUUCUACGGAGCUGCCUUCGCAGACGAAACUAUCCUCUACUUAUCGUCCGUUCAGAGAGGGAUAAAGGUAUCCAUAAGAACUGACCGAAGAAUCGAAGCAAAUCUGAAACGGGAUCCUUGCAAUGACAAUCCAACAUACAGCAAACGGCUAUGUGAGCGCCAAUGUUACUUCAACUGGCUAAACUGCAGUGUCCUCGACGCAGUCGACCUCAGCAAGCCGCGCUGUCUGGCCGCCGAUGGUUUAUGGAUUCAGCUACUGGAUCCUCUGUCGAAAUUCGCCGAAGCUGCGGAUGGUAUCGACGCCUGCCAGUGUCCGAAAGAGUGUGUGACUGACACAAUCCAUAUUUCCAUAGAACCAGACUACUACGUGGAGGAACAUGACAACAUCACUAGCAUUUCUCUACUCCCGUCUACGACGAUGAACAUCCUUGAGACCUACGUCACAUACACCUUCUCCGAUUUGAUGGCGGACAUGGGCGGCUUCCUGGGCCUGCUGCUAGGCUCGUCGCUCCUCUCCGUGUGCCAGCUGCUUCCUCAGAUGACCAAGUGGGCGUGCACCAAGUGCCGCGGUGAGCGCCAAGACCCCGAACAUGGCUUGGCGCUGAACUCCAAGAAGGACCGCGUCGCCACUCAGGCGCUCCCUGCGCCGACCGAUCGUCGCCGAGGUGAUAUUGUGGUGUGCAUCUCGCCGAGAGUGGACGGAGCCAGUGAGCCAGUCAAGUACUAAUAUGUGUACACUGCACAGUCUCUCUUUAAAGGUAGUGUGCCACCUUCGAAUGAUUUCCCAUUUUAUUUUUCCUAGGAUAAGAAGC
This is a messenger RNA of Amphibalanus amphitrite, 1432 nucleotides long. RefSeq lists its product as uncharacterized. The coding region runs from base 112 to 1347 and encodes 411 amino acids. Gene Ontology annotation, molecular function: ligand-gated sodium channel activity. The record is from RefSeq and is a predicted model, not a curated record. NCBI's taxonomy places the organism in Eukaryota, Metazoa, Arthropoda, Thecostraca, Balanomorpha, Balanidae. The transcript has 2 exons. Gene Ontology annotation, cellular component: membrane. Gene Ontology annotation, biological process: sodium ion transmembrane transport.